AUGUAUUUGUCAGUGCCGCUACCACGAGCUAUAUUUCAGGGGGCUCUCGAUGGUGCUACCAACGCUAUCACGUCUACAUACCCCAAUAUUGCAAGUCCAUUUUUUCCUGAUGUUGUCACCAGUGGAAACCAUGGGAUCGGAUACUCGACCGUAAAGCACCUCGCCAGGAAGGGUGCGAAGGUUUACCUUGGAGCCCGGAACGAGGAGAAAGGCAAAGCAGCCAUUGCACACUUGGAUGAAGAGGGCAUUACUCCUGGGAACGCCAUUUACUUUCCUUGCGACAUCAGCACUCCUUUACAAGCGAAACAAGCUGCUGAAGAUUUUAUAAGUCGAGAGGACCGUCUUGACGUUCUUGGUAUGCUACAUAAAUACCUAUGUCGGAAAAAUCCGUGA
This is a messenger RNA of Laccaria bicolor S238N-H82, 393 nucleotides long. RefSeq lists its product as uncharacterized. The coding region runs from base 1 to 393 and encodes 130 amino acids. The record is from RefSeq and is a predicted model, not a curated record. The transcript has 2 exons. Lineage: Eukaryota; Fungi; Basidiomycota; Agaricomycetes; Agaricales; Hydnangiaceae.